UAAUCUCCAAGGAGAUAAGCUAAUAUUUCAAUAUGGAGUCCGAUGUUUAAGAAUACCGCAUUGGAAAUAAUGCACUGGACAUAAUUCACUGUAAUUUUUGUUUCAUCGGCGGUUUUUUCCAAACAAAAGACGAAAAUGCCUGGGCGGCGAGAUUCCAAAACCUUAAGAGAAGGGAACUUAGCAUUUAGCAAAGAGAACACAGACAUGGUGAGCUAUGAAGACUUGCUGAUUGCUCAGUAUUUGGAUGAACUUCGAAAGACAAAGAACAGCAUAAAGAGGCAAAGAGAAGUGCCGCAGUCCCCUUACUCACAGAAACUUCCUCAUUCUGAUUAUGGAAUGUCCAAUAGAAGACCAAUGUCUGCUACUUUGGCCCAAGGUAGGCUUGGAUCAGGCAGACCAAGUUCUGGGGCUAGAAAACCCAAAAUUGAUUCCAAAUUCAUUGCUGACCCCAAUUUGUGGGAUCCGGCGACCCCAAGGUCCGAGAGCACAAGCUCUUCCUCGCAGCGAAGGAAAGGAAGACCGGCAUCAGCACCUGUCAAACGAAAAACCCGUCCAUUUUCUGCGACCUCCAACCUGUCGUGGUUCUACAGAAAUCCAGCAAGAGGCUGGUCUGCUCGCUCCACACCGUACUCUGCAUGUUCCGACUGUAAUGGAUAUGUAGACAUGACCAGAAGUGCUCUGUCUGGGAGGAGAAUUAGGUCACAGUACUUGAACAAACCACACACAAUCAGGUGCCUGGCCUUUAAGAACGGCAGCCGAGAGACCAUGUGUCGAGUGGCGGCUCCGUCCAUGAAAGUGUUUUUGGAAAUGUGCACAGAACGGUUGGGUCUUGGGUUUGCAGCCAGGAGGGUGUUUUUGGAAGAGGGAAAAGAGAUUUUUGAAACCUAUGAAAUUCCUCCUGACUCAGAGGUUUACAUCUCCACUGGAGAAAACUUUAAGGACCCAUACAAAAGUGUAAAGGAGAACAUAGCUAUAACCAAUGGAGCCAAAUGGACACUUUCUGGAGUUUUGCUGCCAGAGGAAGGAAGAAAGAAGAAAACAAAGUGCAAAGUCUCAAAAAGAAUGAGGAACCUCCUGGAGAGCAAUAGAUUCAGGGUUGUUGUUUAUAGGAAUGGCUAUUCCACAGAACCACUGGAGAUUGUGGCUGAUCUAAAUAACAUCGAGGAGUUUCUGGUUGCAUGUACAGCUAAACUAGGGCUGACCACUCAUGCCAAGCUGUUGUUCGAUUGGGAAGGGAAGGAAAUCAAGGAUUUAAAGGACGCUCCCAUGUUGCAUGAAGCUGUACAAGAGGCCAGUUCCCCAAUUUAUGGCCCUCUGUGGGUGUCUGUGGGGGAUGCCUUCAGUCCUACUGGUACCAUCCACUUUAUCAAGUAUCUGAGACGCACCAUUAAAGGACAGUUGAAAGAUGCAGUGAAGUACAAAAAUGAGGUGAAUUAUGCUUUGUCAGAUGAGAAAGACAAAGUGACCAUUACUGAUAUCCUAAGUAUGCCUGAGGAUGAGCUGUACUCAACUCUGGAGAUGGCUGAAGAGGAAGUGGACAAGCUGACAGAGAGCUUACAGGAAAUUGAUGACAAACUCCAGAAAAUUGAGGGUCUUCAGAGAGUAGAGGAGAGUGAAGGCUCUAACUACAGAAUGAAGCACAUAAAAGAGUGGGAGUUUGAACACAGGCUGGUGGGAAGAAAAGGACUUAGGCUGAAGGUUUAUGAGAAUGGAAGUAAUGAAAACGACCAGGUGUUCUACUUCAAUCUGGCAGGGGCACUGCGAGGGACGAAUGACAAGGACAGAGUAUUGACUAGGUUACUGGAUGAUCUUUCCACAAACCAUGUGACAGCCAACCCACAUAAUCCUAAAAUUGCACCAGUGGUUAAGAAAAUCUUUACUGAGCAUGGGAAGGAGGUAACCAAUGUCCAUGACCUGGAAUACGACCAAGAGAUAUGGGUUUCAUUCGGCGAGCCGUUCAUUAAUCCGUUCAUAUACUGCAUUCAGGCCAUGUUUGAGAAAGCCACAGCAUACAGUAUGAAUGGAGAGACCUUCAUCAUCAGAGAACCAUUGAACAUGGAGCUCACCAAAAAUCGAGAAACGUGCACUAGUUGGGAAGCCAGUGUGGGGUACCCGACCUAUGAUUAUGAUCAAGCCAACUCAGCUGAAGCUCAGAGUCAUGUUCAGGAUCUGGCUCGCAUGAGUCGUGUUGAUGCCAGGAGCACUUUCCUCCAAGCUAAGAAUAAUGAAAAAAUUGUGUUGUAUCCAGAGGUAAACUGUUCCAAAAAAGUCAAGAAAGGAGGCUCAACAAAAAUAUGGCCCCCUGAGGCUCAAGUGUGGACAGUUCAAAAGAAUGGCUACAUCAGAUCUAAGUCCAUGCCACAGCUGUGUCUCGGUGUGUCGGACACGAAGGUGGAACUGACAAUGGGCAAAGACACGGUGUCCGGAUUUGUUGUCAACAUCCAGAAGAAAGCCUCGGGUAACACCUACCAGCAGUGGCAGUUCAAUCCAGAUGCCAGCAUGACUUGUGUGGCACACCCCAACCUUGUUUUGACAUACGAUGGAAACCUCCAAGGAAAUGAAGACAAUCAGCAGCCCGAGGGAAUCUUACCCGGGCAGUCUGUGUAUCUAGUGGUCACUGAGAAGCGACAGAAAAAGGAGUCAUCCAGUCAAAGGUUUGCUCUGAAGCAGGAGAGAUUUGAUAACCUGGGCCAGUGGAAGUACAAUGACGCCACUAACACAGAGUGGAACAAGAGAGCACUCUCAUGGCCUGUCAAAGAAGAUGGUAGCCUGAAUGAGGAAUAUGAUUGGCCAAUGGAAGGUUUUCUCCUUCCUAAUGCCCCUCCCCUGCACAAGCCUCUAUCCAAAUUGGCAAUGUCUGGAAUGGCUCCCCUGAGACUGAUGGCAAUGAAGAAUGGAGAAAGGGAUGCCAGACUAGCCAUGCCUUGUGUGGGACCAAAUCUCACAAAUAUGUUGAAGGAUUUGAACAAAGAGAAAGGAGGCAAAUCUGGAAAGAAACACAAACAACACUCCAAGCUUGUGGAAAAAGAUGUUCCUGUCCCAGAGACUGAUAAUGUGGAGGAAGAUAUUAAUCUUCACUGUGUGGAUAGAACUGUCCGCGAACUGGAGUUUGUCAUGUUUUUGGAUAACUGCACAAGCCUUUUGAACUUGCCUUUUGCUGCAAGACGACUGUUUGACAGCAAGGGAAAUGAACACUUCAGUCUAGUCAAUCUGCGUCGAGAUGACCUAGUUUAUGUGUCCUGCGGGGAGGGCUGGAUGGACCCCAAACUGUCCAAGGACCAACAGCAGAGACGCAUCUUGUUGUCCCAGCUGUCUCAGGACAUCGCCAAGAUCAGACAAUACAUCUCACUCCGAAAUCCAGAGAAAUAUGUGUUGGAGAUGGAGGGUAAUAUGGUGGCCAACACCCGUAUCAUCAUCAAUCGUCAGUGGAACCUGGAGGAGGAACAAACCGGCAGCAGACGAGAGGCCUUGGCGGAGCACGACAGUCAGAUCAUGAAUGACUCCAGGGCUUCCAUUUUUGCAGAAGAGGAAGAUGAGGGAAACUUGACCUGCCACGAGAUCGCUCACAGGAGAUCUGAGCAGAGACUGAACAACCUGAAAUGGCCGUGGGAACGACUGCUCAAUGUCAGUCAAGACGACGGGUCAGAAGAUCCUGACGCCUACAAAUUCACAGACAGGGAGAUGUAUGACAAAUACAAGGAUAAAACUGAAAGACCACAGCCAUUGCCAAAAAUAUCUCGCGAUACACUUCAGCGAUUUGUGUAUGAAGAUGGGUACAUCGCCUGUGCAGCCAACCGUGCCCUAGUGCUAGGCAUGCUGGAACAGGAAGGGCGUGUCAACCAGGUGUUGUUGGUCAAACGAAGGCCGGACGACAUCAACCAGCGCUGGGUCAUCCGCGAAAAUGGAGAAAUUCGCUCUAAGCAUAGCUCUCAAAUGGUACUUACUAUUGCCAUGCCGGCCAAUGAACCUUUCUCUGAAGAUGAAGAAGGCCGACCUUUGACCUUCAGUGGCUGUGCUGUGACUUUGCAGGCCAGAAAACUGAAUGUUUAUGGGAAAGCUCAUCAGAAAUGGAGAUAUGACGCUGAGACAGGAUAUAUCCAUGCCUUUUUCACCAAUCCAUAUGAUAAAGAAAUCACGGCUGCCAACCAUGCAGACAUCUGUACAUAUGCUAUUUCCCACGACAGCAAGAUAGAUCAACCUGGAUAUCUAGCAGAAGUUCCUGUACAGUCCAGUUCAGACAGGGUCACGAUUAAGAAUAUCACUGUGUGCACUUCUUGUGCUCGAGCCAUGAGAGGGCGUUACAAGCUACAAAAACUACCAGCGAGAACAGAGUUUUCUUGUGCAAUGGGAGAAGCUAAAAAACUGAAACUACAGCAAGUUGGAAGUUUCCGUGUUCUAAACGGUAAGGUGGACUUGUCAACGCAUGAGGCGGAACUGAGCCUGGAGAUGUGGGAGGACACCCUUGGAAAGCUGAGGGAGGAGGCAAGUGUACGGACCAUCGCCAAGGAGAUUAAUGCCGCCAAGACAGUCAAAACCAUCAAAAUACUAGCUUACAAGAAUGGAGAGGGACGCAUGCACCAAGGAGAGCUUGUUUGUGGAUCAAGCAUUGAAGGGAUUUUAAGCCAGUGCACCCACAAGCUUGGCUUGGCUUCAGCCGCCAGGAAGAUCUUUACAGAGGAUGGUACCCUGGUGAUGGAGAUUGAUGAUUUGAUAGACUGGGCAGUGGAGAACUACAAGUCACUCAUGGUUGACCAGCUGGAGAAGAUUCUCAACGGGAAAGAAAACACUACAGAAAAAGAUGAAGAGGAAGAAGACAAAGAAGAAAACCAGGAGUCUCUCCAGCUUUACAAUGUAGAACCGAGUGAAGCAGAGCUUCAGGCAGAGGGAGAUAAUUCUGACCCUGCAGAACGAGGGGAAGGAGAGGGACAAGACAGCAAUGUUGAAGGGGGAGAUAAUGCAGAGGUGGACCAGCAAGAGCAAUCCAAAGUCGAGCGGGAGCGGGAGCAGCUUCUGAGCCAGGUACAGAUCCCCCCUGUUGACAUCAUCCUCAGGUACCCCAUUGAGGUCUGGGUCUCCUCAGGUCCGGAAUUCUUUCCCCCCGAAAAGGUGGAAACUAAAAUUGAGAAUCGCAAGAAGAGACGGGCUUUCCGAUCAGCUGUAUCCUUGGAAUUAGAUAUGGAGAAGCACAUCUUAAGGCAAAUGAAAGGACGGAGAUUGGAGGCUCAGAACCCAGGCGAAUACCGGCCCACACGUAGCAGCAGACAGCCGGUCAUCGUGGAGAACAACUGGCAGGAGCCCACUGUUGCUGAGCAACUCAAGCAUGACACUGUCCACAAACUGGAGACCCAUCUAGCAGAGGUCAAGGCUGUCCAGAAGGAGAAGGUCUGCACUGUCAGCGUCAACACAAACCGGCGGCUGUAUCAACAGCCAGACAUGAAACGAGUGAUGAUUUAUCCAAAUGGAGAGAGUGUCGAGAGGGCUGUUUAUGUGUGGGGAGAGACAUUAGAAGAGAUCAUGGACAAUGCCACCAUUAAACUGGGGCUGUGGGCACCAGCCAAGAUCAUUUAUAACAUGGAGGGCAAGAAGAUAUAUAAAUUUGAUGAAAUCAACAAAGACGAGCUGUUGUGUGUUUCAAUGGGUAAACCCUUCAGCAAACCUAAAAACGCCAUUGAUGGGAUCGAGAUCAAGGCCAACUGGGGCCGAGCUAGGAAACAGUACGGACCCAGCGCAACGGACCUUGUUGUCAGUGCCCCCGUGAACCCCACAGUCAAUGUUGACCCCUUUGGGCCCCCUGGUCUUGCUCUACCACCCGCAAGUGACAACACUGGUACCACUACAGCUAACAGACCACAAUCUGCAAAACCACCAGCAACCUGAGAGUUGCCCUGUGUUAGCAGUAUGAGUGUAGCUGCUCUCAAAGCAACCUGUGAAUCAUGUAGAAACUACAGAAAAAAAACCUCUUAGUGCUUUAUAGCAGAAAGCUUGUAGCAUAGAAAUCCCAUUUGUGCAUGCACCUGUGCAGUAGAAAUGUGUAUCAAAGACUUGAGAGGGGUGUAUAUUUAUUUUGGUUUCAAAUCAACGAAGUUUGGCUUAUCAGAGGACUUGAAUAAAUACAGUGUGGAUCAUGUCAAUGAAGACUGUUUUUUGCUGAUGUUAAGUUUUUUCUAACACACCCUAGACCCCAUUUUUCCACUUGUACCUAUAGAGUAAUUGGAGCCUUGUUCAGUCCUUGAUUUUUGUGUUGUUGAAUAUUUUUUAAUUGUUGUUUAUGAACCAAAAAUGUUUUACAGCAUUUGAAUUAAUCCACAGUCUCUGAUAAUGCACUGUAUAAUGUUUGUGGAUUACUUCACCAUCAUGAUGAUAGUAUUAAGAUGAGGUCUACAACUGUUUAAAAACACCUAGGACCUUCCAGGACCUUAAAGUUAUAAGGUUGAUGUACUUGAAGUGUUAGCUGCCUCAAAUUCAACUUAACCCUAAAUGCGCAGCAGGCAAAGACUAGAGUUUUGCUGUAACCACUCAAAAUAAAAACUUUACUUGAACCUCUUAGAACCAGGGUAUUUAAGUAAGCAAAAUUUUCAGUAAUUAUUGUGAUGCUAAAAGUUUGCUACCAAUUUCUUAAUGGGUGGCUGUUAUUUGGCAGUGGGCAUGUAUUUUAAAAUUUCGAAUAAUUUUAUUGAUGAUACGUAGAAUUGUUUGAAAAAUGCAAAAUUAAAAUUAUGAUUGUAUGUCAGUAAUUGUAUUACUUGUUGACGAAGCAUCUUACUUUGCAAUUAUAGCUUUUUUGCUUUUUUAUAGAAUACUCAAGAGUUUUUUUUAUAGUUUCCAUAGAAUUUAUAAACAGAUUAGCACGUCAUUUUUUAAUACAAUUUUCAACAUUACUGUACUGGACUGGGUUUUUCAGGAUCUGUCUCGUUUUUUAUGCAGGGACCCUCCCUCUGCUUCAAUAUAUACAUUGUAGAUGUUGUGUUGACCACUGUCUGUAACAAAUAAAUUAUAGAAAAUCUUUACAUUCUACAUGUACAUUAAACAAAACUUAACUAUUCUUUCUCUUAUUUUCACUUAUCUGCAUAUUUUUAUAUUUAAACAUAUAUGGACCAAUAUCUGUCAGAUCUCCACCAAUGAAUGGACAACCUUGUCAAUUAGUUAUCUUUAUUUACAUAGUUUACAAUUUACAUUUUGCACUAUUAUUUGUAUUAUUUUGACUUUAUAAACUUUUUUGCGUCCAGAUCGAUAUCCAGUGUAUUUUAUAAAAAAAAAAUUGUAUUCUUUUAAUGCAUUUUGAUGAGGAAAUAUUUUUUUUCAAACUGUUCCAAAUGUUUAUAGAACUUUGGAAUUAAAGUGUUUAAAAAAGUCUUUACAUCCAUUUCCUGUUCCAUGCAAAAUGAUAUGGUACAUUAAAUUUACAUUUAUUUAGCUAUGU
Molecule: messenger RNA, 7420 nt
Organism: Magallana angulata
Lineage: Eukaryota; Metazoa; Mollusca; Bivalvia; Ostreida; Ostreidae
Product: doublecortin domain-containing protein 1-like
Exons: 41
Coding region: 136-5877 (1913 amino acids)
Biological process (GO): regulation of mitotic cytokinesis; intracellular signal transduction
Molecular function (GO): microtubule binding
Source: RefSeq, a predicted model, not a curated record